GUUAAGCAAAAGCUGGCAGGCUGACAAACAGGCAGCUAACAGGACGGACUCUCUGGCUACUGACCAUUUAGCUGUGGCAUACCCGGACUGUGUGUGGGUGGGAAAUCGACAAUGAGCUCUGUGGCAGUUUUGACCCAGGAGAGCUUCGCUGAACACCGCAGCGGCCUGGCUCAGCAGCAAGUGAAAGUUGCAGCUUUGAAUUCUGAAGAGGAGAAUGACCCUCCAACUUACAAGGAUGCCUUUCCUCCCCUCCCUGAGAAAGCCACAUGUCUGGAACCUGCUCAGGAACCAGCUGGUGCCUGGAGCAAAAUUCGACCAAUCAAGGCUUCUGUCAUCACUCAGGUGUUUCAUGUACCACUGGAAGAGAGGAAAUACAAGGACAUGAACCAGUUUGGAGAAGGAGAGCAGGCCAAGAUCUGCCUGGACAUCAUGCAGAAGACUGGGGCUCACCUGGAGCUCUCUCUAGCGAAGGACCAGGGCCUUUCAAUCAUGGUCUCUGGCAAGCUGGAAGCUGUCAUGAAGGCUCGGAAGGAAAUUGUCGCUCGGCUUCAGACCCAGGCUUCAGCGACAGUUGCCAUUCCCAAGGAGCAUCACCGCUUUGUCAUUGGCAAGAGUGGGGAGAAGCUGCAGGACCUGGAGCUCAAAACUGCAACCAAAAUCCAGAUCCCCCGCCCGGAAGACUCCAGCAACCAGAUCAAGAUCACUGGCACCAAGGAAGGGAUUGAGAAGGCCCGACACGAGAUCCUGCUGAUCUCCGCUGAGCAGGAUAAGCGUGCCGUGGAGAGGCUGGAUGUGGACAAAGUGUACCACCCCUUCAUCGCUGGCCCCUUCAACAAGCUGGUGAGCGAGAUCAUGCAGGAGACAGGGACACGCAUCAACAUCCCACCACCCAGCGUCAACAAGACCGAGAUAGUCUUCACAGGUGAAAAGGAACAGCUGGCCCAAGCAGUAGCUCGUAUUAAGAAGAUCUAUGAGGAGAAGAAAAAGAAGACUACAACCAUCGCAGUGGAGGUGAAAAAGUCCCAGCACAAAUAUGUCAUCGGCCCCAAGGGGAAUUCCCUGCAGGAGAUCCUGGAGAAAACGGGCGUCUCUGUCGAGAUCCCACCCACUGACAGCAGCUCUGAGACGGUGAUACUGCGUGGCGAGCCUGAGAAGCUUGGGCAGGCGCUGACCGAAGUCUAUGCAAAGGCAAACAGCUUCACCGUCUCCUCCGUCUCUGCCCCCUCUUGGCUUCAUCGUUUCAUCAUUGGAAAGAAAGGACAAAAUCUGGCCAAAAUCACUCAGCAAAUGCCAAAGGUUCACAUCGAGUUCACUGAAGGGGAGGACAAAAUCACCCUUGAGGGUCCCACAGAGGACGUGAAUGUGGCUCAGGAGCAGAUCGAGGUCAUGGUCAAAGAUCUGAUCAACCGGAUGGAUUAUGCAGAGAUCACUGUGGAACACACUUACCACCGUGCUUUGGUUGCUAGCGGAGGAGCGAGCUUUAACCGGAUCAAGGACCAGUACAAAGUAUCUGUGCGCAUCCCCCCGGACAACGAGAAGAGCAAUUUGAUCAGAAUUGAAGGAGACCCUCAAGGUGUCCAACAAGCCAAGAAAGAGCUGCUGGAACUUGCCUCCCGAAUGGAAAACGAACGCACCAAGGACCUAAUUAUUGAGCAGAGAUUCCACCGAACCAUUAUUGGGCAGAAGGGCGAACGCAUCCGGGAAAUCAGAGAUAAGUUCCCAGAGGUUAUCAUCAACUUCCCAGACCCAGCCCAUAAGAGCGACAUUGUCCAGCUUCGAGGACCCAAGAACGAGGUGGAGAAAUGCACCAAGUACAUGCAGAAGAUGGUGGCAGAUCUGGUUGAAAACAGCUUUUCUAUUUCUGUCCCUAUCUUCAAACAAUUCCAUAAGAACAUCAUUGGGAAAGGAGGUGCUAACAUCAAAAAGAUCCGCGAGGAAAGCAACACCAAGAUUGAUCUCCCGGCGGAGAACAGCAACUCGGAGACCAUCAUCAUCACUGGCAAGAGGGCCAACUGCGAAGCUGCUCGCCACCGGAUUCUCUCCAUCCAAAAAGAGCUGGCCGACAUCACUGAGGUGGAGGUCUCCAUCCCCUCCAAGCUGCACAACUCCCUCAUUGGUGCCAAAGGUCGCUUCAUCCGCUCCAUCAUGGAAGAGUGUGGUGGGGUCCACAUCCACUUCCCCACAGAGGGCUCCGGAAGCGAUACUGUCACCAUCAGGGGCCCUGCCCAGGAUGUGGAGAAAGCCAAGAAGCAGCUGCUGCACCUGGCAGAGGAGAAGCAAACCAAGAGUUACACCGUGGACCUUCGUGCCAAGCCUGAGUACCACAAGUUCCUGAUCGGCAAAGGCGGUGGCAAUAUCCGCAAGGUGCGUGACAACACGGGGGCCCGCAUCAUCUUCCCGACCUCCGAGGACAAAGACCAGGAGCUGAUCACCAUCAUGGGGACCGAGGGGGCUGUCAAGGAGGCGCAGAAGGAGUUGGAGGCACUCAUCAAGAACCUGGACAACGUGGUGGAGGACUCCAUGGUGGUGGAUCCCAAGCACCACCGCCACUUUGUUAUCCGGCGAGGGCAGGUGCUCCGGGAGAUUGCGGAUGAGUAUGGGGGUGUGAUGGUCAGUUUCCCUCGCUCUGGCACCCAGAGUGACAAGGUCACCCUCAAAGGAGCAAAGGACUGUGUGGAGGCAGCCAAGAAACGGAUCCAGGAGAUCAUUGAAGACCUGGAAGCUCAGGUGACAGUCGAGUGCACCAUCCCCCAGAAGUUUCACCGCUCUAUCAUGGGCCCCAAAGGUUCCCGAAUUCAGCAGAUCACUCGUGACUAUGGUGUGCAGAUCAAAUUCCCCGACAGGGAGGAGAACCCAGCCCCUGCCGCGGAGCCAGCUGUGCAGGAGAACGGCGAGGAGAGUGGGGAAGGCAAAGACCCCAAGGAGGCGGACCCCACUUCCCCAAGGAAGUGCGACAUCAUCGUCAUCUCCGGCCGCAGAGAGAAGUGUGAGGCUGCUAAGGAGGCGCUGCAGGCGCUGGUUCCUGUCACCACCGAGGUGGAAGUGCCCUUUGACCUUCAUCGUUACAUCAUUGGCCAGAAAGGAAGUGGAAUCCGCAAAAUGAUGGAUGAGUUUGAGGUGAACAUCCAAGUCCCUGCCCCUGAGCUCCGGUCCGAUGUCAUCAGUAUCACUGGGCUUGCUGCCAACCUGGACCGUGCCAAGGCCGGGCUGCUGGAGAGAGUGAAGGAGCUGCAGGCUGAGCAAGAAGAUCGGGCCUUGCGAAGCUUCAAGCUGACCGUCACUGUGGAUCCCAAAUACCACCCGAAAAUCAUUGGCAGGAAGGGGGCCGUGAUCACCCAGAUCCGCACGGAGCAUGAGGUCAACAUCCAGUUUCCAGAUAAGGAUGACGAAAACCAGUCCCAGGAUCAGAUCACCAUCACUGGCUAUGAGAGGAACACGGAGGCAGCCCGAGACGCCAUCAUGAAGAUCGUGGGAGAGCUGGAGCAGAUGGUGUCCGAGGACGUGACGCUGGACCAUCGUGUCCACGCCCGCAUCAUUGGCGCCCGGGGCAAAGCCAUCCGCAGAAUCAUGGAUGAGUUCAAGGUGGGCCGGGGGGGGGAUGUCAGCUCCCUUGCAGGGGCUGCUGCCCCAUGGCUGGGCUGCCUUGGACCACGGCAGACCUGGUCCUUCCUGCCUCUGCGCAGACCCUGGAUGCUGCUGUUUCAGGACAUCUCCCUGCAGGCCUGACUGAGCCCACGAGUU
Messenger RNA from Pelodiscus sinensis (Chinese soft-shelled turtle), 3741 nucleotides. Lineage: Eukaryota; Metazoa; Chordata; Testudines; Trionychidae. The record is from RefSeq and is a predicted model, not a curated record.